This is a messenger RNA of Bursaphelenchus xylophilus (pine wood nematode), 1716 nucleotides long. Lineage: Eukaryota; Metazoa; Nematoda; Chromadorea; Rhabditida; Aphelenchoididae. The record is from the annotation of a GenBank genome assembly.
AUGGAGAACAACAAGAUCUAUGAGCAGGUCGAUUCCAAGGUGGUCGCCACUCAGUUUAUUCAGUUCUAUUACAAGGAGUUGUUGAACGGUGUUCCAAAUGUGUUGAAGUGUUAUUCCGAGGACUCGACCAUCAAGAGAUUUGGCGGUGAAGACAUCAGCGGACUUGACGUGAGUUCUUUCUUGUUUUGUUUGCAAUUUUAGGGGAAAAACCAAGCAAAAAUGGCUGCAAAAAAUAUGUUUCUUGACGUUGAGGUCUAGUGUAAUAUAUUUUUUUCCAAUUCCAGAAUAUUCGCGCUGAAUUGGAGCGUUCUACGCUGACCAACGUGAAGAUCUACAAGAUUAACUCAGUGUACUCGUACCACAACUCGGUCUUCCUUCAAGUCGGAGCUGAAUUGACCACCACUGCGAGCGUCGAGAAGAUCCCGGUGAUCCACAACGUUCUGCUGGUCCCACGUGGUCCCCGCUCCUACUACAUCCAUUCGGACGUUGUGGAUUUGGUCAACAAUCUGUUUGACGACGGGAAAACCAAGCCCGCGCAGCCGUUGAAGCAUCGGAAUGAGGUGCAGAAGUUGUUGGACAGAUCUCUGCAGAAUGGAAUCAGCAAGCCCGUGGAGGCGGCGGAGCCUCAAGUGAGCCCUGUGAAGCCGGCGGCUCCGUUGCCGACGGCUCCAGUGAACGCCCAUCCGCACGCCGAGCCCUACCAGAAUGGUAGUCAUCCGAAGCCGGUUGAAGCCGCUGUCCAACCACCCAGCCCUCGAUCUCCACCCAAACCCAUCCAAGAACAACCCCAGGCCCCGCCAAAGCCCAGCGGACCCACCACCUGGGCCAAGUUGGUUAGUGGCGAGGUCAAGAACAACGGUCUUCCCCCACCGACGAAGCCUGUCGAACAACCAAAACCCGUCGGAUUCCCAGCCGCAAAGGGCCCCAAGCCUCAGCAGCCGCAGGGAGAACGCCAACAACAGCGCCGAGACGAUAAAUUUGAGAAGAAUCCGAGACGAUUGCACUUCAGUUAUCUGAGACGGCGUCAAAACACAACUCAACAGGAGCUGGAACAAGUGAUUAGACAGGCUUUUGAAUGUAAGUAUAAAAUUUGGAGAGCUUUUGUCUAGUACAAUAUACAUUAAAAAUGAAUUUUAUUUUCAGUCCUUGGCCUGAUCGAAAAAGUGAGCGCUUUUGGGUCUGACAAGUGGGUGAAUGGAUACGUCGAGUUCAAGGAAGAAUGCUCGGUGAAGACCGCCUUGGAUCUGGUGGACAGGGUAAGACUUUUUUAUUUGAUUUUGUUGGCUUUUAGGUAAUGAUGCGAUGGAAUGCAGCAAUAAUGGUUAAUAAAAGGCCGUCCAAUCCGAGAGAUGUUUAGAUAAUUUCCUGUGAAAAAUUAGGGAUAUUUGGAGAUUUCUGCAGGAAAUGUUAGCGUUUGACUAAUAGCAAAAAUUUUUCCUCAGAAUCUAAUAUCUUGUUCGAUUUUAGAACACUGGAAAGCCCGGCCUGCAGCUUCAAAUCGAGAUCCCCGCCUGGAACUUCAAGGAGCACGUCCAGAUCUCCGAGACUCCGCGCUCCUCCAGUGGUCCUCGCAACUUCAACAAUCGCCAGGGAGGCGGCGCGGCCGCGCAGAACGGCGGCAGCAACGGUGGCUGGAACAACGUUGGGCGCCGCGACAACCGCAACUUCCGCAAACCCCUCAGCAACGCGAGCCAGCCGGCCGGAAAGGCGCGCUGA